Molecule: messenger RNA, 1708 nt
Organism: Tarenaya hassleriana
Lineage: Eukaryota; Viridiplantae; Streptophyta; Magnoliopsida; Brassicales; Cleomaceae
Product: pentatricopeptide repeat-containing protein At1g09190
Exons: 1
Coding region: 40-1548 (502 amino acids)
Biological process (GO): RNA modification
Molecular function (GO): RNA binding; protein binding
Source: RefSeq, a predicted model, not a curated record
AUUAUAUCCUAUUUUUAAAUGUAGGAUAUAAUAAUAGUAAUGUACAUGAAGCAAUGGUUAUUUAUUAGCCUUUUCUCGCACAAGGUACAAGUGAGUAGAGCCAUGGAGAUCGAGCGGAAGCUUCUCCGCCUUCUUCACGGCCAGAAAACCCGAACCCGUUUAUCUGAAAUUCACGCCCACUUCCUCCGUCACGGCCUCCAUGGAUCCAAUCUCCUUCUCGCUCACUUCAUCUCCAUCUGUAGCUCUCUCAACAAGUCGGACUAUGCUUAUGGCGUCUUCUCUCAGAUACAAAACCCUAGCAUCCUUGUCUUCAACGCCAUGAUCAAAUGCUACUCUCUCCUCGGCCCAGCUAUGGAAUCUCUCCGUUUCUUCUCUUCCAUGAAAAGCCGCGGAAUUUGGGCUGACGAAUACACUUACGCGCCGUUGCUUAAGUCUUGUUCAAGUGUCUGUGAUCUCCGGCUCGGGGAAUGUGUUCAUGGAGAGGUUAUAAGAACUGGGUUUCAUCGAUUUGGGUCUAUACGGAUUGGGUUGAUGGAGUUAUAUGCGUCGGGCAGUAAAAUGGGUGACGCGAAGAAAGUGUUCGACGAAAUGCGUGACAAAGAUGUUGUUGUAUGGAACGUGAUGAUUCGCGGCUUCUGCAAUGUAGGAGACGUUGAUACAGGUCUGAAUUUGUUCCGACAGAUGACCGAACGGACUGUUGUCUCAUGGAAUUCGAUGAUAUCGAGUUUGUCGCAGUGUGGCAGAGAUCGUGACGCUUUAGAGCAGUUCUGCGAAAUGCGAGAUCAGGGGUUUGAUCCUGAUGAGGUUACAGUCGUCACUGUCUUGCCAAUCUGCGCUCGUCUCGGAGUUACGGAUGUCGGGAAAUGGAUUCAGUCUUUUGUGGAAUCGAAUGGUUUGUUUCAUGACUUCACCUCAGUGGGUAACGCCUUACUCGAUUACCAUUGCAAGUGUGGUGAAUUGGAGACAGCAGUAUCUCUGUUCAAACAAAUGCAGCGGAAAAACGUUGUCUCCUGGAACACGAUGAUAUCAGGCUCGGCUGUUAACGGAAAGGGGGAACUUGGGAUUGAUCUAUUCAAUGAAAUGAUCAACGAGGGAGUAAUAACCCCAAAUGUGGCUACCUUCCUGGGCGUUCUGGCAUGUUGUUCAUACACAGGUAGGGUCGAUAGGGGAAGAGAAUUGUUUGCUUUGAUGAGAGAAAGAUUCAAUCUUGAGCCGAGGACAGAGCAUUAUGGCGCAAUGGUUGAUCUUCUUAGCAGGAGCGGACGGAUAAGAGAAGCCUUUGAGUUUCUCAGAGUCAUGCCUGUGGAAGCUAACGCAGCUAUGUGGGGGUCUCUGCUUAGUGCAUGUCGCAGUCACGGUGAUGUAGAGCUCGCAGAGAUUGCAGCUAUGGAGCUUGUGAGGAUCGAGCCAUUGAAUUCUGGGAACUAUGUGUUGUUGUCUAAUUUGUAUGCAGAGGAAGGGAGGUGGGAAGAUGUGGAGAAAGUGAGAACAUUGAUGAAGCAGAAAUGCCUGAGAAAAUCCGCUGGCCAAAGCACCGUUGCAUUCUGAAAACUGUCCAUUUGAUUGAAACCAUGUCCGUGUACAUACAUAAAUUAAGACUUUUGUGGAAUUCAUACUACAUCAGAAAAGAAGAGAACGUCCACUGGCAUAAACAGCAUUGCGUUCUGAAAGCUAGCGUUUCAAUUGAGAUCACGUUUUUGGGAAGGUG